AUGGUGCCGCGGGAACACUUUUGGACGUUGGUGGAUCUCGACUUCGCUCGAGUUCGGAUGGAGGAGGUCCAAUUCGUGGACGCUUCGGACGAAGCGUUCGGGAUGGCCGGACUUGGCGAAGCAACGUUCGAAUACGUAUGCGAUAUCACGAGCUACGUCAAUAUCGUCGACGAAGCCGACGAAGCCGGUAUGCCAGCGCGGAUGUUUGAAGCCAACGCGUGCUUGGCCAAAUUUGGACGAACUCAUAACGACUUCGAGCGCCACGUCGUGUGGAUGUUGAACGCCGUGGCCACGAUGACGAUGGUGACCGCUGAUGGGCGAGGGUUCACGCGCUACAAAGACCGCAUGCGCGAAGGCGAUCCAGGCGAGACGUUGUUGGAGUACAUUUCCGUGUUCGUGUACUCGUUGCUGCGACCAAACGCGGGUCGGCAGAAGAAUCGGCGUGUGAGUUGGCCGACGACUGUGGGGGCCUUGGCCGGGUCUUUGGCUAAUUUUGAUUUGACCCGUCGAUCGAUUUACGGGCAACUAUCCGCCGAGCUUGUCGCGCGGAUCGCUAUUCGCGCAGGAACGCGGCGUGAACGCGAGGUAAGUUGGAGUGGACCGCGGCUUCUGACGACCAUCGCGUAG
This is a messenger RNA of Aphanomyces invadans, 627 nucleotides long. RefSeq lists its product as hypothetical. NCBI's taxonomy places the organism in Eukaryota, Oomycota, Saprolegniomycetes, Saprolegniales, Verrucalvaceae. Bases 1 to 627 code for a protein of 208 amino acids. The record is from RefSeq and is a predicted model, not a curated record. The transcript is spliced from 2 exons.